GGAGCAGGGGUCAGUGGGAGAUGCUCUGUCCCUAUCCUUAACACAUAGGGUGAGGAUGCAGAUGAGGAAGACCUUUUCUGCAAAGUAGUGAGCUCAAGGUCACUUGGGGUGUGUAAGCAGAACACAAUUGCUGGACGAGCCUGCAGGCACCUCAACUCUGGGCCCCAGCAGUUCCUAGUUGUCACCUGCUGACCACCAGUCAUAUACAUGCCUGUAGGUCCCACCUGCUUGCUCCCAUGACCAACAUGAGCUGGAGCUUCCUGACGCGGCUGCUGGAGGAGAUCCACAAUCAUUCCACCUUCGUGGGCAAAGUGUGGCUCACUGUGCUAGUGGUCUUCCGAAUUGUGCUAACGGCUGUGGGUGGCGAGUCCAUCUAUUCGGAUGAGCAAUCCAAGUUCACCUGCAACACGCGGCAGCCGGGCUGUGACAAUGUCUGCUAUGACGCCUUCGCGCCCCUGUCGCACGUGCGCUUUUGGGUCUUUCAAAUCGUGGUCAUCUCCACGCCUUCUGUCAUGUACCUGGGCUAUGCAGUCCACCGCCUGGCGCGCGCCUCGGAGCAGGAACGUAGACGCGCCCUCCGUCGUCGCCCCGGCCCCCGGCGCGUGCCCCGGGCGCAGCUGCCACCGCCGCCUCCUGGCUGGCCAGACACCACGGAUCUGGGUGAGGCGGAGCCCAUACUGGCGCUGGAGGAGGAGGAGGACGAGGAGCCGGGGGCGCCCGAGGGCCCCGGGGAAGACACGGAGGAGGAGCGCGCAGAGGAUGUAGCUGCCAAGGGGGGCGGAGGUGAUGGCAAAACGGUGGUCACUCCUGGCCCGGCCGGGCAGCACGACGGGCGACGGCGCAUCCAGAGGGAGGGCCUGAUGCGCGUGUACGUGGCUCAGCUGGUGGUAAGGGCGGCCUUCGAGGUGGCGUUUCUGGUGGGCCAGUACCUGCUGUACGGCUUCGAGGUGCCACCCUUCUUUGCCUGUAGCCGCCAGCCUUGCCCGCACGUGGUGGACUGCUUCGUGUCGCGGCCAACCGAGAAGACGGUCUUCCUGCUGGUCAUGUAUGUGGUUAGCUGCCUAUGCCUGUUGCUCAACCUCUGUGAGAUGGCGCACCUGGGUCUCGGCAGUGCGCAGGACGCUGUACGCGGCCGUCGGGGAGCCUCAGCGCCGGGUCCUGGCCCUGCGCCACGCCCGCCGCCCUGCGCUUUCCCAUCCGCCGCCGCCGCCGGGCUGGCUUGCCCUCCCGAAUACAGCCUGGUGGUGCGCGCGGCUGAGCGGGCGCGUGCGCACGACCAGAACUUGGCUAACCUGGCCCUGCAGGCACUGCGCGAUGGGGCGGCGGCGGCAGCGGUGGUCGCGGAUCGGGACAGCCCGCCAUGCUCAGGGCUCAAUGCAGCCUCUCGGGGGGCACCCAGGGCGGGUGGCCCAGCUUCCGGAACCGGUAGCGCCACAUCGGGGGGCACCGUUGGGGAGCAGGGCCGACCGGGAGCUCAGGAACCCUUGGCCACUAAGCCCAGGGCUGGCUCUGAGAAGGGCAGUACAGGCAGUAGGGACGGCAAGGCCACAGUGUGGAUCUGAGGGCACUGGGGAGAGAGCUCAGGGAGGGCCUGGCUUGAGGGGUCAAUGGAAACCUUUCUGUCCUCAACCGGUGACCGCUGACAGACCCCCUAAGGGCUUUUAGAAGAGGAAGCUGAAGACCCUUAAGAAGCGCCGGCUCAGGUAUCUCCCUGCAGGAUGGGAAGGGGAGUCACCAGGGUCUUGUCUGUGGCCCCUGGGGAGGGGGAAGGGGGCAGAGCUGUGUCCCAGGAACUGACUGCCCCUCCAGGCUGUUAAGCAGAUGACCCCUCAGUCAUCCGCUGAGUCUACCAGUCCUUCCUUUUAGGCUCUCCUGCAGCUUCCUCAUAGGAUGGAGGUGUCUGGCAUGAACCUUUUGGGGACUGUGCUUACCCUCACUGCAGGAGCAUAUAGGUUCCUCUACAGCCCCCUCAGCCCUUACAGAGCCAGGGAACUCCCAGGUCCGGGACAAGCAGAUAGCCUUGGUCUACUCCCAGCUCUUGGCUCCCUGCUUGAGGCAACUGAAGGAGGCCGGGGCAGAGUACAGCCUCCACUCCCUGAGCUGAGGUAGCCUGGCAUGGGCCGUUUCUAGGACAUCCUGGAAGUUCUGUCAUGCCUUGCUGCUUAGAUCCAUAAGGCUGUGGUCCAGGGCUGUGGUUUUGGCCAUGUUGGAAGAUUAGAGCUCUGGGGAGCCUGUCCCCAUCUUUUGUGCCCUUCUACCUGUUUUAAAGCCAAC
This is a messenger RNA of Peromyscus eremicus (cactus mouse), 2274 nucleotides long. It is a transcript of the gene Gjc2, whose product is annotated as gap junction protein gamma 2. Gene Ontology annotation, biological process: cell communication. The transcript has a single exon. Gene Ontology annotation, cellular component: connexin complex. NCBI's taxonomy places the organism in Eukaryota, Metazoa, Chordata, Mammalia, Rodentia, Cricetidae. The coding region runs from base 237 to 1562 and encodes 441 amino acids. The record is from RefSeq and is a predicted model, not a curated record.